This is a messenger RNA of Anopheles aquasalis, 514 nucleotides long. Its product is annotated as ATP synthase lipid-binding protein, mitochondrial-like. The record is from RefSeq and is a predicted model, not a curated record. Gene Ontology annotation, biological process: proton motive force-driven ATP synthesis; proton transmembrane transport. Lineage: Eukaryota; Metazoa; Arthropoda; Insecta; Diptera; Culicidae. Gene Ontology annotation, molecular function: proton transmembrane transporter activity.
UCGAAGUUCACAGGUGGUUGAUUUUGUAUCGUCGAUUGGAUUUAAUAAGGAUUUCAGCCAGAAUCUUUUCCCUGCAACCUCACCGCCAUGUUGGUUUCGUUGGUUGGCCGUGCCGGCGUUUCGCGUACCGGAUUUCUGGUUUCCCGGAACGGUAAGGACUAUUCCAAGCUUUUCGCAAGUAGCGCCUUGAUUCGCAAACAGCCGGAAGGAAACAGCACCGUCGGAAUCUGGUCGCCAGCAUCUUCCAGAAACCUCCAUUGCUCGCCGGUAAAGCGCGACAUAGAUUCGGCCGCUAAGUUCAUCGGUGCAGGAGCUGCCACCGUUGGUGUCGCUGGAUCGGGCGGUGGCAUUGGAACCGUGUUUGGUUCGCUGAUCAUCGGGUACGCCAGAAAUCCGUCGCUGAAGCAGCAGCUGUUCUCGUAUGCGAUUCUGGGCUUUGCGCUCUCGGAGGCCAUGGGGCUGUUUUGCCUGAUGAUGGCUUUCCUGCUGCUGUUUGCUUUCUAGAAAAAGCAGC